Messenger RNA from Neopelma chrysocephalum (saffron-crested tyrant-manakin), 5091 nucleotides. It is a transcript of the gene RAB11FIP5, whose product is annotated as RAB11 family interacting protein 5. Gene Ontology annotation, biological process: regulated exocytosis. The transcript is spliced from 5 exons. Gene Ontology annotation, cellular component: mitochondrion; secretory granule; phagocytic vesicle. Gene Ontology annotation, molecular function: small GTPase binding. Lineage: Eukaryota; Metazoa; Chordata; Aves; Passeriformes; Pipridae. The record is from RefSeq and is a predicted model, not a curated record. Bases 39 to 4187 code for a protein of 1382 amino acids.
UCCCCGGCUCUUCCCCCCGGCUCCCCCCCGGCCCGGCCAUGGCGCUGCUGCGGGCGGCCGCGCUGCCGGCCGAGGGCGGCCCGGCCUGGCUGCCCACGCACGUCCAGGUGACGGUGGUGCGGGCCCGCGGGCUGCGCUGCAAGGGCGGCACCGGCGCCGGCAAAGGCAAAGCGGGCGGCAGCGACGCGUACACCGUGAUCCAGCUGGGCCGCGAGAAGUACAGCACCUCGGUGGCCGAGAAGAGCGGCGGCAGCCCCGAGUGGCGGGAGGAAUGCGCCUUCGAGCUGCCCCCCGAGCCCGGGCCCCGCGCCGGGCUGGUGCUCACCGUGAUGCACCGGGCGCUGGUGGGCAUGGACCGGUUCCUGGGACAGGCCGUGGUGCCCCUGGAGCCCGCCCGGCAGCGCGGGAGGGAGCCCGACGAGCGGUGGCACAAGCUGCACUCCAAGGCCGGGAAGAAGGAGAAGGAGCGGGGUGAGAUCCUGGUGAGCAUCCAGUUCACACGGAACAACCUCACAGCCAGCAUGUUCGACCUGUCCAUGAAGGAUAAACCACGGUCACCCUUCGGGAAGCUGAAGGACAAGGUGACAGGCAAGAAGAAAUACGACCUGGAGUCGGCCUCUGCCAUCAUCCCCAGCAGCCUGGGCGGCCUGGACGUGGAGGAUGACUACGAAAUGGGGGGCAAGAAGGCCAAAGUCAAGGGCUUUUUCCUGAAGAACAAGCUGCGCAAGUCAUCCCUGACGCAAUCCAACACUUCCCUGGGUUCCGACAGCACCAUCUCCUCUGCCAGCCUGAGCUUGGCAGCAAAUGUUCCUGAGGUAACCAAAUCCCCGAACAGACACAGCAGUCUGUCCAUGGAGCGCUCUGUAACAAGAGCCGAGAAUGUGUUUGGUCAUUGCAUUGCUUGGACCGAAGCGUUUGUGGUGUGUGUGGUGUGUGCUCACAGCUCUGUCACAGCAUUAACCAGGAGGACUGUUUUGUCUUCCCUCCACAGCCUGGAAGUGUCUCCUCAGGUAGAAACCAGCUCAGAUGCUCCUUCUCAUUUUCCUCCCUGCUCCCCCGCCCCGUUUCCUCCUGCCCAUCUCGCUCGCAUGCCAAGCUCUAACCUCCCUCCCGCUACUGGAGACAGUCAGGCCGGAUGCUUGUCCCCCACCAACCCAUUCCUCAACUCCCUGCAGAGCAAUCCCUUCUUUGAGGACCUCCUCGCUGACCAGGUACUAAAUUCUCCUUCACCUACUCACUUUUUCUCUAGUUUCCCGUGUGGGCCGCAUGCUUCACCAGAGGUCGCUGGGAGCUUUUAUUCCUCUGAGGAUUGCAGUCCCUCUGCCUCCCUAAGGCACACAGACCCAGAGAGGGAGUCUCCAGCCAAAAGCAUUGGUGUCCCCGUUCCUGAAACCACUCCCCCAUCACAAGGAGACCUUCCUCCUCCGGACACCAAACCCGCUGUCCCUCCGCCACUCUCGGAGUGGGACGAUACCUUCGAUGCCUUUGCCACCAGCAGGCUCAAGCCAGAAGGGAAGAAGGAAAACUUCUUUGCUUCCCUGGCAGCAGAGGGCAUGGCUUUCAUCGAUGAUGCUGAUGCUGCCAGCCCAACGGAGAGAGCAGCCAAGCCAGCCCAUGAGAAGGGCACACAAGGAUUCGAAAAGGCCGAUUCCCAAAUGGGCGGUGAAAUACCCGCGGCUCUUCGGUCUUGGACAAAUUUCUCCAGUUUAGAUGUGGGGGCCAACUUGGUGAGCACAACCCAGGAGGCCACGGUGAUAGAGGACGUGCUGAGCCCCGUGUCUGCAGGGUCCAUGGGGAGGAGGAGGAAGAGCAGCACGCCCAUGGUUUGGACAGCCGCGUUUGCGUCGGGAAACUCCGCGGAAAAAGAGGCUUCGACAGCACUGACCGCUGGAAGUAGCACCAGGGAGGGAGGGGACGGUGAUGAGGAGGAAUCCUCUAGUGCAGGGACAAAUGGCUGGAUGACCAUAGCCACCGAAACUGCUCCUGAGCCCUCAGAGAGCACCCAAAGCGUGGCUGAGGAGCGCGUGGGUCAGGACAGCGUGUUCGGCCCACGACCCGCCUUCCUCGGCGACGGCGCCUUCGAAGCCAACAGCGCGUCCCGUGCUGCCGCCCGUGUGCUGCCCAGGAGCACCUUCCCCCCCGAGCUCGCCCCCGAAACCCUGCCAGGCAGCAACGUGGUGGCCGUGCCCCCGCGGGUGCUGGCGGAGGUGGCAGCACGGCCGCUCCCUGCCCCUCCCGAGCAGGGGACGGAGCUCCAGGGCGCGGGGAAUGAGGAGGACGCGUUCGACAUCCGCACGUCGGUGUACCGGCUCCAGGCCAGCAUGAGGCUGGAGGCCAGUGAAAGCCUUGUAAAGCUCAGCUCUGACAUCCGUGAGAGGCACGUCGUCCUCUCCCCGUGGACGGGGACCCAAGAGCGGGAGGAGAUCGUGGCCGGCUCGGCGGUGCCGCCCCCAAAACCUCCCCGGUGGUUCGCGGCCGCCGGCGUCGGAGGGGACGGGGAAGAGGAGGAGGCUCGUGGCCCACAACAAGGCAGCGAGGAGCGAGGGGAAGACACCGAGCGCCCAAAAGCAGAUGUGGAGUUGCCAAGGAGCCGUGUGAGCAGCGAGCCCUCUGUCCCGGCAUCUCCCAGCCCUCCUGCCCUGGGAGUGGACAUCGCCGAAGCCGGGAGGGAGUUUCUGGUCUCCAAGGGUGCUGAGUGUGCGGACUCAGCAGCGAGAGCCAGCGAGCUGGGAAAAGGGGACACCUCUCUGGGGGAAGACCCAUCGGAGAUGAACGAGACGGAUGUGGCUGAGCAGUUCGAGACCUGCGCAUCCAAGUUCUCCCUGGACGGAUCAGGCCAGUCGGGUGCUGAGCAGAGCUGGAGCCAGCCCCGUUUGUCCCCUCAGACGGGGCCCACAGACAAUGCCAAGUGGGAGAUGGCCUCCGCACAGGAGCCAUUCCCUGAGGAGCUCAACGUUUCAGGACUAAACCCACCUUCCAAGCUAGGCCUGAGCCAGCCGGAAAUGUUCUGGACGGCUCUGGAAGAGCAGGAGGAGGCAGCUGCUCAUCCCGCUGGUCUCAGCCCAAGGUUAGCGCGUGGGGAGAGCCCACCCCGGCCGCAGCCGGCAUGGGAUGAUGGUGAGGGGCAAGAGGGACACCGGCCUGAGCCUUGUGCCCCCAUGGCAGUGGCCAGCCCUCCUGAGGAGGCAGAGCAGGGCAGACCCCCCCGCAGCGAGCCCGAGGGGCCGUGGCACUCGGCAGACAGCAGGAUAGACUUCAAGAAGGCGGAUUUCUGGAAGCCAGACAGGGCGGAGGAGAGGCCCAAGCAGGAAGCUCCGUCCCCGAAAAACCCCUUUACUCUGGCCCUCAGCCCGAACUCCCCAAGCAACCCCUUCGUGGAGACACCCCCAGACCCCCCCCUCCUCCCUGCUCAAGCUGCGCUGCCCGAAAAGCUUGACCAGGGCGACUUCAGCUUUGCCGGCCUCCACGAGGAAGCCCUCGGGCAAGGCUUCCUGCCCGCUAACCCCACCGCCGGGCACCCGCUCGUGCAGCCUCCCUUCCCGCAUGCCAGCCAGCCCUUGGCCUUCUCCACCCCUUUCCUCGUGGCUGCCACUAACCCCGAGCAGUUUGGUUUCCCCUCCCCUGCCGUGUUCCCCGCGAGCCUCCGCGGGGUCCCCGCCGCCUCCAGCCGCGCAGCCGCCCAGCCCUGCCCUUUGCCGCAGCCCGGGGACACACAGGCUUCAGCGCUCGUGGUUUUGCCCAGGGAGACACAGCCAGCUGAGAAGCCCCUUUUCCAGCAGACGACCAGUCCCCACCCGGUGAAGCCCAUCAGCGCCGCGGUGCAGGAGGUCUCUGCUGAGAGGAAGCAGCAGCACAGAUCCAGCCUGACCUCAGCACUGAGCAAUGGCCUGGAGAAGCUGAGGACAGUCACCACGAGCAGUGUCCAGCCCGUGGCCCCGACCUCCCACCCGGAGAAAACGGACUCCAAGAAGUUAAAGGAUCCCACCGUGCCGGACCAGUCAGCCAAGUAUUACCACUUGACCCACGACGAGCUCAUCCAGCUUCUGCUGCAGAGGGAGAUGGAGCUGAGCAAGAAGGAGGAGCACAUCCACGAACUGGAGAACUACAUUGACCAGCUGCUGGUUCGCAUCAUGGAACAGUCUCCCACGCUCCUCCAGAUCCCACUGGGGGAAGGCAACACCAAGUAACCUCUGCCCAGAGACCAGCAGCACUCGCCUAGAGCACUUCUCCAGUUAAACACGCUGCAAACAUCCCUGCACUCCCCCCUCCUCUUCCAAGAGGGCUCCAGUGGCUUCCGUUCGCAGAGUUUAGCGGGAAAGGUUGUCUGCUCCUUCCCAGCCCAAGCUUCUCCCAGCUCUGGCUCCAGGGAACUGUAGGGUGGAUGAUGGGCAGUCGUGCACCCUAUGGGGAGGAGCAGAGCCCUCCACCUGAGGCAGAUGCCUCCUUAGGUUCCUGUCCUUGUGACCAAGUGCCAUCUUCUUGGGCGCUCACCCUGCCAGUGCUUUAAGCGGCUCAUGGACAUUUGAGAGCUGGAAACCACCUCGCCCACGACUUCAUCCUGCUGCUGCUGCUCUUCUGCCCACACUCUUCCUCAUCUCUCUUCUGAAGUGGUGUCCCCUGGCUGGAGGAUAGUGUUGAACUGGUUGAGGACAGCGGGGAUGUUUAACCCAGGAAAGCUCUCCCAGCACGUUAGUGACUGCAGAGCAGGGCUGUUGUUGGAUGCCUCCUCCCCUUCCUGCCCCAUUAACCCCCCAGAAUGAAGGGUCUGUGUCUGAAGAGCCAGCUCCAGUUUGUGCCAGUUCCUGACCGCUGGGAGAUGCUACACAAAGGGACAACAAUGGGGUUGGAGGCCAUAAAGGACUUGAUCCAAUGUCACUGCCUGACCAUGAGCUGUGUUGGCUCCUUCACUCCGUGGGUGCAGAGUGGUGAUGCUGCCUCAGCUCCUCAAAACUCAGCUUGCAGCAUGGAAAAGUGAUGGUUGGUGCACCGUGAGGGCUCCAGGAAAUCUUCCUGCUUCCCACCCAACCCAUCCCCAGCCUGGCUGUGCCUCGGGGGGAUUCCUUUGUGUAUAAACCACAGCUCAAUUUUCUA